Messenger RNA from Clonostachys byssicola, 1800 nucleotides. Lineage: Eukaryota; Fungi; Ascomycota; Sordariomycetes; Hypocreales; Bionectriaceae. The record is from the annotation of a GenBank genome assembly.
AUGGGAUCUCUCAACACCCCUCGAGACUUGGAUCAAUUUGUUGGUGGAACUCCAAUCCAAGACGACAAUGAUGGCCCUUAUACCGUAUCAGAGCACUUGCUCUGGGCUCCUCGCAGGGUUAGAGUUGCAUGCAUUGGCGCAGGCGCUUCGGGCAUCAUGAUGUGCUACAAGAAAGACAAGGAGUUUGGAGACUCCAUGGAGCUUGUGGUCUACGAACGAUAUCCCAAGUGCGGUGGUGUCUGGUACGCCAACAAAUACCCAGGCUGCCGAUGCGAUGUGCCGUCACCUGCUUAUCAAUAUGCUUUCGCUCCCAAGUCCGACUGGUCGAGGUAUUACUCGCCAGCCAAGGAGAUCCAAGAGUACUAUCAGACCUUCGUUGAGGAGCAUGGGUAUCUGGACAAGUACAUCAAACUGACUCAUGUUGUCGAGGAAGCUGUCUGGGAUGGAACGGCAAGCCAGUGGGUUUUGAAGAUCACUGACACCACAGUCCCCGAGCACCCAAGGACAUUUGAGGAUAGGGUUGACUUCCUUAUCGCCAACACCGGAGUCUUGAAUACCUGGAAAUGGCCAGAUAUACCGCAUCAGGAACAUUUCAAGGGACAGAUUACUCACUCAGCUAAUUACGACACGUCCAUUGAGCUAAAGGACAAGACAGUCAUUGUCAUCGGCUCCGGAGCAUCUGCGAUCCAAAUUGUGCCUGCUAUCAAGAAUGAGGCCAAGAAGGUGAUCUCCUUCUAUCGCACACCACAGUGGAUAGGCCCUGGCUUAGCCAUAGAUGGUCUCACUGACAAUGAGGGCCGAAAUUUUGAUUGUAAGUACCACUUGCCGGCGAAUGGCGAGGAAGCUCACCCUAGUGUAGUCACACAAAAACAAAAGAAGGACUUUGCCGAUGACUACGAUGCAUAUCUACGACUAAGGAAGGCCUUAGAAACAAAAAUCAACACGAGCUUCAAGAACAAUCUCACUAAGCAUCCCAACCAAAAGGCGGCCCGACAGUUCGUCAGCGAACGUAUGGCCAAGAUUCUCAACUACAAUAAGGGCCUUACGGACAGGUUGAUCCCAGACUUCCCGCUCGGCUGUCGCCGACUUGGCCCAGCCGAGGGCUUCUUGGAAUCUUUUCUCGAGGAUCACGUUGAGCUGGCCGAGGGCGACAUCAAGGCUUUUACUGAGAAUGGGCUUGUCACCGUCCAAGGGCAGGAAUACAACGCUGAUGUCAUCAUAUGCGCUACUGGGUUCGACGUCAGCUUCAAGCCCAACUUCCCUAUUCACGGCCGGGGAGGCAUUUCACUGGGCAAGCUCUGGGAAAAGGACCCUGCCGCAUAUCUUUCUGUCGCGGCCAGAGGAUUUCCCAACUUUAUGAUCGGCUCGCUUGGGCCAAAUUGUCCUGCCGGGCAUGGCUCCUUUGUCACUGUGUUGGAGGCGGCCCAAAAUUAUGUCUGCAAAGUGAUCCGAAAGAUACAAGUGGAUAACAUCCGAAGCAUCGAAGUCAAGGCAGAGGCACUUGCCGAGUACAAUGAGCACAUUCAUGAGUGGCUCAAGCGAACCGUUUGGUCUGCAGGCUGUCGAUCGUGGUACAACCAGGGGCGCCCAGGCGGUAAAAUUACUGCGCAGUAUCCCGGCUCCCUUGUUCACUGGCGCAUGAUGAUGGAGAAUCCUCGUUUUGAGGAUUACGAUAUCAUAUACCGCAGUCGAAACAGAUUCGAGUUCAUGGGCAACGGGUUCACAUACCGCGAGGAGACUGGGGAAGAUGUGGCUUGGUAUCUCGAACGCGACUACAUUGACAAACCCCUUUUUGAGUAG